AUGUCGUCAAAUAAUUUACCUGUUAUACUAUUAAGCGCAUCUAAUAAUAUUGUGGCCGCAAGUAUAAUAUCAGAGUUAAUUGAUAAUGAAAUAGAAGAUAAUGUAAGUAAGGAGGCUGGGUGGCGAGUUUGGGAGCUUGUUAACAAGUAUUAUACAGCCCAGGUGAGAGUGCUGCCUGUAAUUGAUGGUGAGGAACUGCCCGAGGUGGAAGCUCAGGCACAUAUUAUCUACCUUGCAGAAAAUGAAGGUGCAGACAUUGCAGAAGCGCGCGAAAUACGAGCGGCGAGCGUGCUUCGACGCGGUGCCGUGCGCCUCGCACUAGCAGACACAGCCGACACUGCUGAUGCGCUGAUGUCGUGGGCACUGCGCGGCCGGUACGAGGUAGUGGCGCUACGCGGGGAGCGGGACGCGACAGAGGUGGGGGAGAGGGAUGGCGCGGGGUGGGGCUGGGGGCGGGCGCGCGGCGCGCUGCACGCGCACGUGUGGCCCGGUCUGCGCCGCCGCGCGCCGCGCCGCGCGCUCCCGCCGCGCGAUACAGAGGAUUCAGAGUCGUCGGACGGCGGCGGAGCGGAGUCCGACGAGGAGGAGGAGGGUGCGGUGGAGCGCGCGGAGGCGUUCGCGGACGCGCUCGGCGUGCUCGCAGAGCUCGCUGAGCGGCGCGACGAGCGCGGCGAGCGCGAACAUGACGAGCUGCGCCGCGAGCGCGCAGAGCAGCUAGUCGCCGCCUUCUGUCGCGCGCUCGGACACGACCUCGACUCUUGUUGA
Molecule: messenger RNA, 765 nt
Organism: Parnassius apollo (apollo)
Lineage: Eukaryota; Metazoa; Arthropoda; Insecta; Lepidoptera; Papilionidae
Source: the annotation of a GenBank genome assembly